Molecule: messenger RNA, 1966 nt
Organism: Halichondria panicea
Lineage: Eukaryota; Metazoa; Porifera; Demospongiae; Suberitida; Halichondriidae
Product: gamma-aminobutyric acid type B receptor subunit 1-like
Exons: 12
Coding region: 285-1796 (503 amino acids)
Biological process (GO): gamma-aminobutyric acid signaling pathway; G protein-coupled receptor signaling pathway
Cellular component (GO): membrane; G protein-coupled receptor heterodimeric complex
Molecular function (GO): G protein-coupled GABA receptor activity
Source: RefSeq, a predicted model, not a curated record
GGUUAUUCCCAAACCAUAUACGGUAGAUCUAUAUGAUAAUCGUUAUUUGGAUGUUUAUUGUAACUUCUCGCACAAGGGAAAACAAGGUGCUUGCAUGCAUUUAGUAUAAGUUUGCAUGGAUUGCACACAAUAAUUAUCAUUAUCAUUGAGACAGACUAUUACUAUGUAUAUAUAGAUCUAUACUUACUGUAGCAUUUCAGCCUGCUAACAAGUGAGCAGAGAUUUGACUGAUAGAUCUAUAUAGGCUAUAUAAAUUAUAGCUGUUCGUUUCUAUUGACAAUACUAUGCUUAGUUCAAGUUUAUUUUCGCUGCUGUGUGUAACUCUCACUCUCAUCUGUGGUGGAAGCACUGAAGGGCAAAAUAAUGAUUUACCAGUUUAUCCAACGGUUUCUCCUGAUCCUGACAUUGGUUCCCUUUACUUUGGAUUAUUGGUUGGAGGUUCACUUGAGAAUAGCUCAGUACUUGCAGCUGUGAGAUUGUCUCUCGACAUCAUCAAUAAUCGCUCAGACAUUUUGAGUGGAUAUUCUCUUCACUACACUCUGACUUAUUCUGGUUGCUCUGGAAGUGACUUGGUGGAUAAGACCUUCACACAACUGGAUGGCAGACCAGAUGGCUGUAAGAAACUUGGCUUGAUCACUGCAGGUUGCACCAGCACAUCACUUGUUUCGUCUUAUGUGGGCAAUCACUUCAAUGUCCCUGAGAUACUGUGCUCUCAGACUGUACAAAGUGAUGCAAGAGAUUUGAAUAUGUUCAGAACUCAUCCCUCCAAGUUAGUGCUUGUACCUGCUCUCGUUAGCAUCAUAGCCUCUUAUGAAUGGACAAAAGUGGCUCUCAUGGUGGAGAACAAGCAAGAAUACACACCAAUAAUUAAAGUGUUGAAGGAGGAAGUGAUGGACCUGAACAUUACCCUCUCUGUCACAACUAUGGAUCUCCAAGGAGACUCGCUGAAAGUGAUCGGGAGCUGUGGCAAAGAUAUAUUUGACUCUGAUGUAAGGAUAUUCAUACUGGUGAUGUCUUCGGAAAUGACUCGACACUUGCUUUGUCAGGCAUUCAAGCAAAGUAUAAAGUAUCCCAAACAUGAGUUUGUAUUGGUUAGUGAGCAAAACAGCAACUGGUGGGUAUCAUCACAAUCAGAGGAUGGACGUUACGGCUGCUCUUCUAAUCAACGAGCUGAUGUGCUGAGCCAUUCACUUGGACUGCAACUAAAUCAAGAUUACAUUGUUCGUAAACAGCAGAAUAUUUCUGAGAAUCCUGAUAUCUCUAGCUUUAUUUGCGGAUCACAGGCUAAGUAUUGCUACGAUGCUGUCUGGACACUUGCUUUGGCACUCAACAAAACCGUGACAGAGUUUGGUGAUAUCGACUGCACUUAUCAAGACUCUCAAAUGAACCAGUUGUACAGUAAUAUUCAGAAAACUGACUUCAUUGGAAAAACAGAUUGUUCGACUAACAAGUCCCAACCUCAAUUACCUGAUAAUCAUCGGAUGUCUGUUCAUCUAUAUUUCAGUGUACUGGUAUUUUAUUCCAUCAACAAACACAGAUGUAGUACUUACGGCUUGUUGUUUUCAAGUUGGAUUUCUGGGAAGUGGCUAUUUUCUUGUCAUGGGCACCAUCGUUGCCAAACUCUGGAGAAUUUACUACAUUUUCAGGAAUCCAGAGUGCACCAGGAAGAGAGCUAUUACAGACUGUCAACUCCUUAUUUUCAUUCUCUUGAUGGUUGCUUUAGAGAUAACCAUAUUUCUCGUGUAUGUGGGUGUGGAGACAGCUGCUCCAGGAUACGAGCUGGAUAUAGUGACUAACCAGGACCAGCCAAGAGGGCUUGUUGGGGAACAAAAAAUCAACACAAAAUAUGAAUACUACAUUUGCAGACGAGUUCCCAACUUACGAACAAUUACUAUCAGCAUCAUAUUUGGAAUAAUCGCUAUUCUUCUGUGUUGUGCUCUGUUUAUGGCCGUCAAGACAAGAAAGG